UGUCGGGCUGAGCAGAUGGCGGCGCCGCUGCGCGGGCGGCUGCGGGCGCUGGCGGCGGCUCUGGGAGGCUGCGGGCUGCUGCUGGGCUCGGCGCUGGCGGCGGGCGACGAGCGGCUCUACGCGGCGGCGAUGCCCGCGCUCCGCGUCCUCCCCCCCGAGGCCGCCCACGGCCUGGCCCUGCGCGCCGCCGCCCUCGGGCUGCUGCCACCCGCCCGUCCCGACGGCCCCGUGCUGGAGGUGCGAGUCCUCGGGCAGCGGUUCCGCAACCCGGUGGGCCUGGCGGCUGGCUUCGACAAGCAUGGCGAGGCUGUGGAUGGGCUGUACAAGAUGGGUUUUGGCUUUGUGGAAGUAGGGACUGUCACACCCGAGCCCCAGGAGGGGAACCCCAGACCCAGGGUCUUCCGGCUGGCAGAGGACGAGGCGGUCAUUAACAGGUAUGGGUUCAAUAGCCACGGCCAUGUCGCAGUGGAGCGGAGGCUGCGGGCCCGCCAGGAGACACAGCUCAGGCUCACUAGUGCGGGGAUGCCCCUUGGAGUCAACCUGGGCAAGAACAAGAGCUCUACUGAUGCUGCAGCUGACUACGUGGCUGGGGUCCGGAUGCUGGGCCCUUUGGCUGACUACCUGGUUGUGAAUGUGUCCAGCCCAAACACCCCAGGGCUGCGGGACCUGCAGGGCAAGACUGAGCUGCGGGACCUGCUGACCAAGGUGCUGGUGGAGAGGGACAUGCUGCCCUGCAAGCGCAAGCCAGCCGUGCUGGUGAAGAUUGCCCCUGACCUCACUGCGCAGAACAAGCAGGACAUUGCUAGUGUUGUCUGCGAGCUAGGUGUGGACGGGCUGAUUGUCAGCAACACCACCGUGAGCCGCCCCAGCAGCCUCCGGAGCAGGCAGUGCACAGAGCCUGGGGGCCUCAGUGGGAAGCCCCUGCGCGAGCUCUCCACGCAGACCAUCAGGGAGAUGUACUCCCUCACCCGAGGCCGGGUGCCCAUCAUUGGGGUGGGUGGGGUGAGCAGUGGGCGCGAUGCCCUGGAGAAGAUCCGCGCUGGAGCCUCGCUUGUGCAGAUGUACACGGCGCUUGUGUACCAUGGACCGCUGGUGGUGGGGAUGGUGAAGCAGGAAUUAGAGGAGCUGCUGAGGGAGCAGGGGUUCAAGAACGUCAUGGAGGCAGUUGGAGCAGAUCACCGGUGCUGACGUGCCACAGAACCAACGUCUAGCCGGGAGGAGCCGUGGCCAAGCAGGGACAGGUCUGAUGCUUCCAGUGCUGGGCAGGCUGGGACUGAGCUGAGGUCCUGGUCCAAGCCCCUGAGAAGGGUCAGUGAUGGCUGAAGCUGGGGCUGCACUGGUGGGGAGCAGGGGAGGGGGCCUCCACACUGGUGCCGCUGUCCAGGGCUGUAUUUUGGCUUUCCUGUCGGUUGGGGUCCCCAGCAGAAACCAGCACUGGGUAAGGCUCAAGGCUCUGCUGGGUGGCGAGGAAGGCCCCUGAGGGGACAGCCCUGCAGUUCUGUGCCCUGCCUCCUGCUGCAGCGCUGCCCCAUGGAGAGCACACCUUCCCUGGUGUUACUGCCCAGAGCCGUGGGCCAAGCAGCAUAUUGGGUGUCCCUUCUGCCGGGGAUGCCACAGCCCAUGCUGCCUGCUCUGGCUGGCGCUCGGUCCUCCUGCACCGCAGCCUCUGCAGGAGGGUCUGCCCUCCUGCCUUCUCCGCAUGUGAUCCUGUAACAAACCUGCAGGUCCUGGGUCCUGCCUGAGUGUCAAUAAAUGUUUGGCUCACCUG
Aquila chrysaetos chrysaetos is the source of this 1768-nucleotide messenger RNA. RefSeq names its product dihydroorotate dehydrogenase (quinone) (gene DHODH). Bases 16 to 1188 code for a protein of 390 amino acids. Gene Ontology annotation, cellular component: mitochondrial inner membrane; cytoplasm. The record is from RefSeq and is a predicted model, not a curated record. The transcript has 9 exons. Gene Ontology annotation, biological process: pyrimidine ribonucleotide biosynthetic process; 'de novo' pyrimidine nucleobase biosynthetic process. NCBI's taxonomy places the organism in Eukaryota, Metazoa, Chordata, Aves, Accipitriformes, Accipitridae. Gene Ontology annotation, molecular function: dihydroorotate dehydrogenase activity.